GAAACUAAUCCCCAUUUUGACUGUCAAAUUGUUUGCCUCUAACCAGCAGCGGGUGUCCUUUUUGGGGUGGGCAAAGCAGAAGCGAAGACGUCUCACCGGCCGUUGACGAAGGCUGUUUCCGAGAGGGACGUUCUUUGGAGAGUUUGAGUUCCAAGAUGGAAAACCCCAGGAUGAAAAAGGCACCAACCAUUGCUGCUCGUGAGACGGGACCUGGACCUGGGUGCUACAGUCUGCCGCCUACAGUUGGGUUUGUCAACCACGACUACACUCGCUUCGCCAACCCGGCUUACUCCUUCCACCAGAGGCUCAAGAAUGGGAUAUAUUUGAAGGAUUCAAGUCCCGGCCCCUGUUACUAUGUGGAACCUGAGGUGACGCGCUUCGGCAGAGCUAGGGGUCCUUCCUAUUCCAUGCUGGCCCGACUGAAAACUCCAAGUCUCCCUCUGACCCCUGGACCGGGUGCGUACAGUCCAGAGAGGGCCUUGCCUACAUCCCAACGGAGGCCACUGUCCUUCUCCAUGGGUGCCCGCACCAAGUACCGCCUGGUGGACCCCAUUCCUGCCCCCAACAGUUACACCCUUCCCUCGCUGCUGGGCCCAUGGGUCCCCAACAAACCCUCCAGCCCAUCUUUUACUUUUUCCGGUUGCACCACCAGGGGUAGCUACUCCCAAGAUCUCUCCCAAAUGCCUGGCCCAGGACAUUACAAAGUCACAGACUCCAGUGUCUACUUGUGCCAUCCUCCGUCCUUCUCCAUGCUGGGGAGGUUGAAGAAGCCCACAAGGGGCCCUCAUACUCCAGGCCCGGGGGCGUACAGCCCUGAGAAAGUGACGGCUCACAUGGCGCGAGCCCCUGCGUACUCCCUCGGCAUCCGCCACUCGGAAUAUCUCCUGCCUCUCAUCCUAGAUGUUCCAGAAUGGUAGCGUCA
Rhineura floridana is the source of this 922-nucleotide messenger RNA. It is a transcript of the gene CIMAP1D, whose product is annotated as CIMAP1 family member D. Lineage: Eukaryota; Metazoa; Chordata; Lepidosauria; Squamata; Rhineuridae. The transcript is spliced from 4 exons. The record is from RefSeq and is a predicted model, not a curated record. Gene Ontology annotation, cellular component: cytoskeleton. The coding region runs from base 156 to 917 and encodes 253 amino acids.